Molecule: messenger RNA, 768 nt
Organism: Macrosiphum euphorbiae (potato aphid)
Lineage: Eukaryota; Metazoa; Arthropoda; Insecta; Hemiptera; Aphididae
Source: the annotation of a GenBank genome assembly
AUGUCGAUAAGGAUCAUAACCAGAGCGAUUCAAAGAUUAAGUACAGUUCAGACUGGUACGAGGAUGCCCAGGUAUUUCAAACUGAUGACCCGAGCUGAAUCCACUACAGUGGUACCAAAACAAAAAUUUGAGUCAGUAACAGAACAAUAUCUUGGAUUUGGAAAUUUUGUUGCUGAAUGUUUACCCAAGUAUAUUCAAAAAAUUCAAAUAAGUUCUAAAAAUGAAUUAGAAUUACUGAUAGCACCAGAAGGUGUCUUACCAGUAUUUCAUUUUUUAAAAAAUCAAACAAAUUGCCAGUUUGCUAACUUAUCAGAUUUAUGUGCUGUAGACGUUCCUCAACGUUCAAAUAGAUUUGAGAUUGUUUACAAUUUGUUGUCACUUCGAUUCAAUACUCGCAUACGUGUUAAGACUUACACUGAUGAGUUAACACCAAUUGAUUCCAUUACAUCUAUUUAUGAAGCAGCAAAUUGGUACGAAAGAGAGAUUUGGGACAUGUUUGGAGUGUUUUUCACUAAUCAUCCAGAUUUAAGAAGAAUUCUUACCGAUUAUGGAUUUGAAGGUCAUCCAUUCCGUAAAGAUUUUCCAUUGUCUGGAUAUGUAGAAGUAAGGUAUGAUGAUGAAAAAAAGAGAGUUGUGGUAGAGCCAUUAGAAAUGUCUCAAGAAUUCAGACGUUUUGAGCUAUCUACUCCGUGGGAACAAUUUCCGAAUUUUAGAAGUGCUAGUCCCACCACUGAAGAAGUGGUAUCAGCAGACAAAGAAAAAAAAUAA